Molecule: messenger RNA, 2474 nt
Organism: Cajanus cajan (pigeon pea)
Lineage: Eukaryota; Viridiplantae; Streptophyta; Magnoliopsida; Fabales; Fabaceae
Biological process (GO): protein transport
Source: RefSeq, a predicted model, not a curated record
UCCAAAAACUGAGGUGGAGUGGAGCAGUUAUUUUUCAAACACACCACAACCGUCUCCUUCUUCCUUCUUUCAAUAAGUCCCACUAUUUUGUCGCACUCUUCCUUUUUCAAACCACUCUCAUCUAAUCAUCUCCACAAAAGUGCUUAAGUUACUCUUCCAUGUUCUUCCUUAACUUCUUCCUCAUUACUACUCUGUGUCCAUAACCAGCUCAUUUUUCAUCAGGUUUAAUAACUUCUACCUUUCCUUGCUUGUUUAAUAACCUCCAAUGAAUUCAGAAACUGCCAUCAAGUUAUAGAUAUGUUUGGCAUAUUGUUCGGUUGGUCCAAAGCUUCCAAAUGUAAGAAGGCGAUCAAAAGAGCGAGGUGCAGGCUCGGGCUACUCAAGAACAAGAGGCUUGCAAUAGCAAGGCAACUGAGAAAGGACUUAGCUGAGCUAAUACAAAGUGGCCAUGAAGAAACUGCAUUUAACCGGGUUGAACAGCUUUUGCAAGAUGAAAGCCUAGCAGCUGCUUAUGAAUUGCUAGAUCACUUCUGCGAAUUUAUCCUUUCACAAUUCUCCUAUAUCCGGAGGCACAAGGACUGUCCAAAUGAUAUUAACGAAGCAGUUUCUAGUCUUAUAUUUGCUUCAGCAAGAUGUGGAGAUCUUCCUGAGCUUGGUGUCAUCAGAAACCUCUUUGGACAGCGCUAUGGUGAGAGGUUUGCAACUACAGCUGUGGAGCUAUUUCCAGGGAAUCUUGUAAACAAACAAUUGAAAGAGAAUUUGUCAGUAAAGUCUGUGCCGGAUGAUCUGAAGUACAGAAUGAUGGAUAAAAUAGCGAAGGAUAACUGCCUCCAACAACAGGUUUUAGCCAUAGAAUACUACCCGGAUUGGCAACAAGUGCAGGUUCAAGAAAAUAAAGGGUAUCAACUUGUGGAAACUGAUGCCCAAAUAAUUGACACAAUUGCAGGAUCUAAAGUCCACCCUUCAGAGAUUGAAGAGAUAAAAAGUGAUGUCACAUAUGUUAAUUCAUCCAUUACCAAACCAAGUGAUUCUUUUUCUCUGCCAGAAUCUAGCUUGGCUGAUACUUCUGUGAUGGUGUCUGCUGUUCAGCAAUAUCCCCCAUAUAUCCUGAGAUAUCCUUUGGAAAAGAAAGUUGUAGAGAUAGACUUUACUGGGCUACUUUCUUCUAUAAAUUUUGAUUUGCAAAACAAGGGGGAAAGAAUGGCUUUAACAUCUUCUGCACAAAGAGUAAGUUUCUCUCCCUAUCCUGAAGAAGUGGUAGAUUAUGUAGAUGACAUCAAGGAGUUUUCUUUACCAAAAGAUGGUGCCUGCCAAGACCAAAUGCUAUUUAAGUUCAGAUCUUCUGGUCUGUCCAGGAGAGAAAAAUCUCAAUUUGGUUUUGGUGAUAGUGAAAUGGAUCAAGAGGGAUCAGGGAGUGAUAACUCAAGCACAAUGACCUCUAGAAAGAGCAAAAGGAAACAUGAGAAAAGAUAUAGAAGGAGAUCAACCUCCCUGGAAAACCUUGGCCUUAUGGAUAUUGGAUACAUGAUAUAUUAUCACAAGCCAUGCAAAAGUCCCUUGGCUCAUAAACAUGGUACUCAUUACCACAGAAAGCAUCACAAGCCUUCACUUGAAGGAAUUCCCCCAUCAAGUUAUUGCCAAAAGAGACUGAUGCUACAAGGUGGCACAAGGAGAAAAACUUUCAACUUCAAAAUGAGUGGCUGCAGCUUGGACCAGCCUUGUUAUUUUUGCCUUUAUAAUGAUGAGGACUAUUUGGAGGCUCAAUUAAUGAAUCAAAAGAGAGGGAUCAGAGCCAGACAUGUUCUGAGUGAUGAAUGUUGUCAUUGCCAACCCUUUUGGGAUGAUGAGAUGAACCAAGGAGUUGAAUUGGUUACUAAACCUCGGAGACCAAAUAGGAGGAGUUAUAGUUGUGCAGCUGAGUAUCAUGAAUUCAACUACCCACGUUGCCAAGAUGGUAAUGGAAACAAUGAAACAAAAGCAGAAAUAUCUGGUUCUAACAAAGUUUCCAAUACAAGGACUAGUGGUUCCUCAACAAGAAUAGAAACAGAAGCUAUCUAUUCAAGGGCCAUGACCAUGCCUCAAGAGAGGCACAGAAACAACAAUGAUAAGAUGUUAAGGACAUUUUCAUGUCCUUCUCCACACCCUAAUCAUGUUCAUCCUAAGUUGCCAGACUAUGAUGACAUAGCUGCCAAGUUCACUGCUCUCAAGAGAGAGCACCUUGAAAACAUGGACUGUAGUAGGGAUCAAAACAUGUAGAGGAGGCAUAUAUACAUUAUUUUUAUAGUGCUGGCCUAUUAAAUUUUGAAUCACCCAUUAAAAUAACUUUUUUUAUGAGAUUGUUUUUGGAUAUCACUAAAUAUUGUUUGGCAUUCCUCCAUGUAAAAUUACAAUGAUUGAUUGUUACUAGAAUAUUGUAUCAUUUUUUUGGGUCUUGGAACUACUUAGAAACAAAGGUUUUCAAUGUAAUGGGUGCU